This is a messenger RNA of Closterium sp. NIES-67, 438 nucleotides long. The record is from the annotation of a GenBank genome assembly. NCBI's taxonomy places the organism in Eukaryota, Viridiplantae, Streptophyta, Zygnematophyceae, Desmidiales, Closteriaceae.
UCUGCUGGGAGACGGCAUCUACGCCGAAAGAUCCGCCACCCAGGCGGUGGGGGUGCUGCGGCGACGUGGCGCGAUGAUAGAGCGCCAGCUGGAGGGGUGCCAGGCCAAGGUGGAGGAGCUACGUGGCGAGCUGCGAUUCGCCGAGCAGGCUGGGGCGGAUGCUGAGAUGGAGGCUGCAGAGGCGGUUGCUGCUGCUGCUGCUGGUGAGGGGGAGGAAGGGGAUGAGGAAGAUGAGGAGGAAGAAGAGGAGGAGGACGAUGAGGGAUUUGAGGACGAAUGGGAGGAAGAGGAAGAAGAGGAAGAGAAGGAGGAGGAGAGGAGAAAAGAACGAGAGAGCAAAGUGGACACUAAGCACAAGGUAAUUUCCUUCCCCUCCCCUUUUCGCGAAACGCGAUUUCGUGGCUGACCAACCCCGUAGGGCGUGUCCCACUCGUACAC